CCAGUGGCGAACCUGCAUUUGAACGUCAACCUCGGGGCGCUGUUUCCAUGUCCCUGUCUUGCAUCCAACCUUUGACUUUGGAAUCCGUUGAAUGAAUCGGGCGGGCCACACAAUUAGAUAGGACCGUACUUUCAACAACAUCAACAACACCGGCAAAGUCAAUAAACAGAAACCGUCGCUUGGCGCACGCACUUUGAAUUCACCCGACCCCUACGUCCGUUGGCUUCCGCAGCCCGCCCUGCGUUCUCAUCGUCGAAACUAUCGUACCACAACGUACCUAUUUCCUCUCUAGAAGCUUCUCACAGGUACACAAGCCCACAGGCACCCGCUUGAGAACCUGAUUUAAGCUGAAUGCAGCCUUCCCUGCACAGCGCUAGUAUCCGAAGCUGACAAACUUCCCGAGCCAUCUGCACGCGCGGCGCGCCAAACGCACGGUGCACAUUCAGCUCCGAUUGCACUCCCGUUCCCCCUCCUUCCCAACCCCACCACGAGACGAUAGACAUUCCAACUUUCAACCUUCGAUUCUCCCGCUCACACACCCAGACGCCGACCACAAAAAAACAAAGCAAGAAGCACCGCUGCUCCCGAGAGCGAGCCGCAAGCCUUCUCCCAACUAUGCCCGGACUCACGAUACAAACAGACGCGAUCUCGCCGCGCACAUCAAAUGCGCCGGCACCGGCGCCAUCUACGUCUGCGGCUGCUGGUCUGACUGCUGCCACAACCUCUUCGGCAGGCGGAACAAACCCACCACAUGCGCAGCAGACCCCUCCGCGAUCCUCUCGCUCCUCAUCCCCCGCCCGGCCCCCCAUCAGCCCCAUAACCCCGACCCUACCCCCGGCCCGUCUGCCGGACCCUCCCGCCCCUUUCGCUGCCGACCGCCCAGUCCUUACCCACUCUUCCCAGCCGUCCGCCGCUACCGCCAUCCCCCCUCCGCGUCCCGAACCCAUCGACUUUGAUUCCAACCCCGAUGUCCUCGCCCUCAAGUCAGCCAUCUCCAUCCUCCAGAUGCAAUCGAAAAAGGCUGCCGCCGAUAUCCAAGGGCUCAACGCCGCAAAGAACGCCGCCGUAGAAAACCCAUCAGCUUUCCUCGCCGACCUCGGCGCAGGCAAAGUGCACACGCAAGGCGACAAGCUGUUUGCUGAGUCUGAUUCGGAUUCAGACGACGAGACAGAGGGCAAAGCAGAUGGGAGUGCCGCGCAGGGCAAGGCGAAGGAACCGCCACAGCCCUGGGAGUCACUUCCCAAACCCCAGAACGUGGUGCGCUGUCCGCCCAUCAACUGGUCACAAUAUGCCGUCGUCGGCGAGUCUCUCGACAAGAUUCAUGCGGACCAGCUGGCCAGACCAAGCCAAGGCGCUCCGGCAACGUUAGGACCCAGCGGAACAUACGAGUUCAAAGGGGAGCCCGGAGGUAACCAGAGACCCUUCAUCGGCGUCGCGGCCCCUUACACACCUGGGAAGGACAGGAUCGAGAAGAAGGCAAGGGGAAGCAAGCGCUGAGACAUGACGUUUCUUCCGUCCAAAAGAUCUGAGAAGAGCCGUUUGAGGCAAGGUUGCCAGAACAAACAUCCCGGGAAUGGAUGUAUGAUUGAUGUUUUUCUACUGAGGUCAUGAGAUUACGAGGCGUUAGGCAUGAAUAGGGUGCAUGGAAAGGAAGGC
Messenger RNA from Colletotrichum scovillei, 1656 nucleotides. RefSeq lists its product as uncharacterized. The record is from RefSeq and is a predicted model, not a curated record. The coding region runs from base 616 to 1497 and encodes 293 amino acids. NCBI's taxonomy places the organism in Eukaryota, Fungi, Ascomycota, Sordariomycetes, Glomerellales, Glomerellaceae. The transcript has a single exon.